UUGCUGUAGCUUUGUAGUUUGUAUUAGAGUGAGAGUAAUUAACAACAAAAACAAAAAGAAAAACAAAAGAGGAAGGGCAAACAGAGGCUCCAUUAACAAAAUGGGUUGCAGAAAGAAAAGCUUGACGCUAAUGAUUGUAGUAGCAAUAGUGUUUGUGUAUGGAGGAAAGCAGGUGGACGGUCAAGUUCACCAUGUAGUUGGGCAGGACAGUGGCUGGGAUGCUGCUUCUGAUAUUGCGUCAUGGGCUGCGGGUCGGACCUUUCUUCUUGGAGAUUUCCUUUGGUUUGGUUACUCAAGUGGAUUACACAACGACUAUGUAGUAGAACUAAAAACCAAAGAAGAAUUUGAGUCAUGUGAUGUGAGCAAUCCAAUCAAGAUGUACAUCAACGGUGUAGAUAAGAUCUCCUUUGAGGAGGAAGGAAUCCGCUACUUCGCAAGUGCCAAUCCAGAUAAAUGUAAGAAAGGUUUGAAGUUUCCUGUGGAGACCAAGUCCAAAUCAACGGCUGAAAUUCAAUCAUCAUCAUCAAUGAAAACUACUUUGGCCUUAGAACCCACAGCUCCAUCAUCUUCUUCAACUAAGUUUAGUGGGUCCGCUCUUAUGAUCAUUGCUGCAUUGAUUAUCUAUCAAAUGGGUGUUUAAUUAUCAUUUCAAUAUUAUUAAUCUUCAAUGUUUUUUUUAUUGUUUCCUUUUUUUUUUUUAAUGUAUUGUUUGAUUAAGAGUGCUUAAUUAUCAUUUUAAUAUUAAUCACUUCAAAGUAUCUAGCAGUGAAUUUUUCUUUGAUGAAGCAUUGUGAGAUAGGGUGGUUUUUUAUAAAAAAUAAUUAAGAGGGUUGUUUCAGAUUUCAUUCGGACACAUAAAG
Molecule: messenger RNA, 860 nt
Organism: Amaranthus tricolor (Joseph's coat)
Lineage: Eukaryota; Viridiplantae; Streptophyta; Magnoliopsida; Caryophyllales; Amaranthaceae
Product: umecyanin-like
Exons: 3
Coding region: 101-640 (179 amino acids)
Cellular component (GO): plasma membrane
Molecular function (GO): electron transfer activity
Source: RefSeq, a predicted model, not a curated record